Molecule: messenger RNA, 1888 nt
Organism: Adelges cooleyi (spruce gall adelgid)
Lineage: Eukaryota; Metazoa; Arthropoda; Insecta; Hemiptera; Adelgidae
Product: glycosaminoglycan xylosylkinase
Exons: 8
Coding region: 142-1440 (432 amino acids)
Biological process (GO): protein phosphorylation
Cellular component (GO): Golgi apparatus
Molecular function (GO): phosphotransferase activity, alcohol group as acceptor
Source: RefSeq, a predicted model, not a curated record
UAAUAAUAAUAAUAAUAAUAAUAUAUUGUAGAUGGAAAUAUUUAAAAAAAUAUAAAGUACGCUAAUUACUAGUUGAACAUGUGAUAUACCUAUAGUAUUCUCAGUACGUUUAAUCGUUAAUAUUUGAUAUAGUAAUUAAUUAUGACUUGUUUAAGAUGGUACCAUAAGUAUUACUAUGUAACAUUAAUGAGUGUUUUUUGUGUUUUAUGUUUUAAUAUUUAUUUAGUACUAUAUUUUUCCAAAGAGGAUAAACCUGAUGAGACACCCGCUGUUAAUUAUAGCGCAACAUAUUAUGCAACACAAAAUAUCUUAAAUUCAUUAAAUAAACUCGAUGAUGAUUUUGAUGUACCAAUGUCAACUAGUCAAUCAAAAGUUUUAAAAGACAUUAAUGUGCUUAUUAGUAAUAUCCAGAUGAAGAUUACUGGCAAAAUAGAUAUAUUUACAGCUACCGUGAAAGCCAUGAAUGAAAAUGGGCUUAUGCCAAUUUAUGGGACACCGUUUUUGGGCACUACUAUAAAGUUGAUGAAAACUUCGAGAAUAGUGAAAACAAUCAACGCUAUAAAGGGAACCCAACUUAAGUUAAUGUUGACUUUUGAAAACAAACAGGAAGUCCUAUUUAAACCGAAAUGGUAUUUAGAAUCCGACACUAUUGAAGGGUCAGUUUAUGCUGGUAAGGAUCGUUACAACGGUGAAAUUAUAGCAUUUUACAUUUCUCUUAUUCUUGGACUACCUCGAGUUCCUAUUACUGUGAAACGAAUUUUAGAUUCUACAGAAAUUAAAGAAACUGCUAGUUUGGGAUUGAAAAAAACUAUGUACAUUAAUUCUACAACCAAUGAAACUUGUUUGUACGGUAAAUGUUAUUACUGUAAAAAAGAAGAUCCUGUCUGCACUAAAAGUGGAAGACUUGAAGGGGCAGCUAUGUUAUAUCUUCCGUCCAAUUUAAAACCACGUGCACAAUUACACCCUUGGAGGCGAACAUAUAAAGAAAACAAACUAGCAAGAUGGGAAAAAGACAACAAUUACUGUAAAGAUGUAUUAGCUAAAUACGGCUUUGAGAGGGUUUUAGAUUUUGUAGAAAUUUGUGUUUUUGAUUUUAUAAUUGGAAAUGGAGAUCGCCAUCGAUAUGAAGUUGUUGAACAACUUAACAAUACCAUUUUGCUCAUUGAUAAUGGAAAAAGUUUUGGAAAUCCAUUUAAAGAUCAUCUAGAUAUUUUAGCUCCACUCUAUCAAUGUUGCAUAAUACGUUUAAAGUUAUGGGAAAGACUGAAGUCUAUUAAAGGAGGAAGUUUCACACACAUAUUGCAAAAAAUGUUGGAUAUACAUGAAUCCGUAUCUUUGUUAACUCUACCACAAUACCAUGCUUUAGAAAGAAGAUUACGAAUUGUAUACGCUACUGUAACUAUGUGUCAAAAAACCUUCAACGAAACAGUAUUUAAGUAAUUAAAUACUCAUCGGUAAAAACAUUUACGUACAUUUCUUGUUUUUGACAAUUUGAGUUCGCCGUCUGUGAUUCAGUAUUGAAUUGUACGAGGCGGAUAGACCUAGAAAAGUUAAACCCACAAAUACAUAAUUUCAAAAGUAAACUAAUUAUAAUUUUUUUAAAUUAAUCUUGUUUUAAAAAAUUAAGCUUUGUUAGGUAUUUCAUCAUUUUUUUUUAAUGUUAGGCCAGUUGGGCUGUAAAAAAUUUAUUUAAAAAAUGUUUAAUGUAAUAAAACAAAAUACAAUCUUUUGAGGGUAAAGCUUUUCUGGCGCUAUACGCCUCGUACUUUAUAAUUCAAUCACUUUUUAUUUUAUAUUAAUUUUUAGGAAAAUUAUUAUCAUUCUAAAUAAUAUUGUGUUAUUAUGAUUAAUUAGUGAUAAUAAAAACCUAGAUAAGACAUGAUAUAUA